AUGGAAAUGCUACUGUUUUGUGUCUGGGCCCUGCUGGCUUUGAACCCUGGCCCAGGAGCAGCUGAAGAGAUAUUUGAGGUUUCCAUUUGGCCAGAUCAGGCCCUGGUAAAGCUUGGACAGUCCCUAAUGAUCAACUGCAGCACUACCUGUCCAGACCCAGGACCCGGUGGAAUUGAGACUUACUUAAAGAAAACCCAGGUGGACAAAGGACCUCAGUGGAAGGAGUUUCUUCUGGAGGAUGUCACAGAGAAUUCUGUUCUGCAGUGCUUCUUCUCUUGUGCAGGGAUCCAAAAGGACACAAGCCUUGACAUCACUGUGUAUCAGCCACCCGAGCAGGUGAUCCUGGAGCUGCAGCCUGCAUGGGUAGCCAUGGAUGAAGCCUUCACAGUGAAGUGCCAUGUGCCCAGUGUAGCACCCCUGGAGAACCUCACCCUUACCCUUCUCCAGGGUAACCAGGAACUACACAGAAAGGACUUUAUGAACUUGGCUGUGGCCUCCCAAAGAGCUGAGAUCACCAUCAAGGUCAAAGCCCAAAGGGAAGAUGAUAGGUGCAAUUUCUCCUGCCGUGCAGAACUGGACUUGAGUUCACAUGGUGGAGGGCUCUUUCACAGUAGCUCAGCCAUCAAGGUACUCCGGAUCUUUGAAUUCUCUGAGAGUCCCCAAAUCUGGGUCUCCUCACUUUUGGAGAUUGGGAUGGCAGAGGCUGUGAGCUGCGAGUUGGCUAGGGUGUUCCCCGCCAGAGAGGUAAUGUUCCACAUGUUCCUGGGAGACCAAGAGCUGAGCCUGUUUGUCUCCUGGAAGGGAGACACAGCAUGGGCCAAUGCCACAGUCCGGGCCAUGGAGACUGGUGAUCAGGAGCUGUCUUGCCUUGUAUCUCUGGGUCCAAUGGAACAGAAAACAAGAGAGCCAGUGCAUGUCUAUAGCUUCCCUCCACCAAUCCUAGAGAUAGAAGAAUUAUACCCAUUGGCAGGGACAGACAUUAAUGUGACCUGUUUGGGGCAUGUGUUAACAUCACCCAGCCCUACUCUUCGGCUUAAGGGAGCCCCAGAUCUCCCUGCCCCUGGGGAACCUGCCUGGCUUUUACUUACCACCAGGGAGGAAGAUAACGGCCGAAAUUUCUCCUGUGAGGCCUCUUUGGAGGUUCAGGGUCAGCGGUUGAGCAAAACCACUGCGGUCCAGCUCCAUGUCUUAUACAAGCCCCGGUUAGAGGAAUCUGACUGCCCUGGCAACCAGACGUGGGUGAAAGGGACAGAGCAGCUGCUUGCCUGCGUCCCAAAGGGAAACCCAGCUCCAACCUUGGUGUGUACCUGGAAUGGAGUGAUAUUCAACUUUGAAGUGCCACGGAAAGCAACCCAGAACCACACAGGAACCUACUGCUGCACAGCCUCUAACCAACUGGGCUCUGUCAGCAAAGACAUUGCUGUCAUCGUUCGAGGACUGGAUGAAGGAAUCAGCUCCACCAUCUUUGUCAUCAUUAUUGUCGCUCUUGGAGUGGGUGUAAUCACCAUAGCACUGUAUUUGAACUACCGGCCUUGCAAAAUAGAGAGGCGGAAAUUGCCCUAUAGGCAGAAAGAGAAGAACAAAGAGGAGGAAAGCCAGUUUGCUGUUCAGCAAGCAGAAAAAUGCAAUGCACAUAAUUGUUAAAUGGAAACAGCUAUUUGAAAGCAACCUCUACUCCUGGGGUUUCCUAAGGGAGGAAAGUGGGGGAGGAAAAAGGAAGAGACAUUACCCUUUGUGUUCUACAGUCCCAUAAAACAGUGUUUCAGACCCCCAUGUCCCUUGUAUCUCAUCCAUCCACAAGCUCAGCUCCUCUGAGUUCAUUCUAGUCACCAGAAUUUCAGUCUCAGUGUCCAGCUAGUGAGAGGGCCUCUUGCUUCUUACUGUGUGCUGAAUCAGUCCGCUCACUCCCAAAAGAAAGCCCUUUGCUUUCAACAUCAGACUGAAGAGAUAGAAAUAUCUCAGAAAUGCAACUCAUUUCUCAUGGUUUCUUCAUGACUAAGUGGGAACCAGUUUUUUAGUCCACAGAGGACUUCAAAGGGAGUACCAAACAAAGAGAUAGGAAUCAGAACCUAUUCCUACCUACACAUUCCCCUGAUCCCCUAACCUGAGGUUCUGGAGUGCCGGCUCCCAGAGCUGAGUUUGAUGACACCAUUAGGGGUCAGUAGCUGGCUUCAACUCACUAGAGGAGUGUAAAAGU
Molecule: messenger RNA, 2197 nt
Organism: Lynx canadensis (Canada lynx)
Lineage: Eukaryota; Metazoa; Chordata; Mammalia; Carnivora; Felidae
Product: intercellular adhesion molecule 5
Exons: 7
Coding region: 1-1644 (547 amino acids)
Biological process (GO): cell-cell adhesion
Cellular component (GO): membrane
Molecular function (GO): integrin binding
Source: RefSeq, a predicted model, not a curated record